This is a messenger RNA of Capsicum annuum, 1666 nucleotides long. RefSeq names its product formamidase. The transcript has 8 exons. NCBI's taxonomy places the organism in Eukaryota, Viridiplantae, Streptophyta, Magnoliopsida, Solanales, Solanaceae. The coding region runs from base 1 to 1332 and encodes 443 amino acids. The record is from RefSeq and is a predicted model, not a curated record. Gene Ontology annotation, molecular function: hydrolase activity, acting on carbon-nitrogen (but not peptide) bonds, in linear amides.
AUGAUGAAUUCAAUAGGUCCAAAGUUGGUACUGCAGGUAGAUUUAAAGAAGAAGCCAUGGGAACAAAAUCCACCUCUUCACAACCGGUGGCACCCGGAGAUACCUCCGGUAGCAGACGUGCGAGUUAGGGAGGUGUUCAGGGUUGAGAUGGUUGAUUUUAGUGGAGGUGGUAUAACAAAAGACUACACUGCUGAGGACAUCAAGCAUGCUGAUCAGUCUGUUGUCCAUUAUCUCAGUGGGCCAGUAAGAGUUGUAGACUUGGAUGGAAAUCCUGCUGAACCAGGUGACCUUCUUGCUGUUGAAAUAUGCAACUUGGGGCCUCUCCCUGGAGACGAAUGGGGUUUUACAGCUAUAUUUGAUAGAGAGAACGGUGGAGGAUUUCUAACAGAUCAUUUUCCACGUGCAACUAAAGCCAUUUGGUAUUUCGAAGGCAUAUAUGCCUACUCACCUCAUAUACCAGGUGUAAGAUUUCCCGGUUUAGUUCAUCCUGGAAUAAUUGGAACAGCGCCUUCAAAAGAACUUCUCAAUAUCUGGAAUGAGAGGGAAAGAAAGCUUGAAGAAACGGGUCCCCAAACUCUCAAAUUAUGUGAAGUCUUGCAUUCAAGACCAUUGGCUAACCUACCUUCAACAAAAGGGUGCAUUCUUGGCAAGAUUCAAGAUGGAACUCAUGAAUGGAAUAGAAUUGCCAAUGAGGCCGCAAGAACAAUACCUGGACGUGAAAAUGGAGGAAAUUGUGACAUCAAAAAUCUCAGCAGAGGUUCAAAAAUAUACCUUCCAGUAUUUGUAGAAGGAGCAAACCUCAGUACUGGUGAUAUGCAUUUUUCUCAAGGUGAUGGUGAAGUAUCAUUUUGUGGGGCAAUCGAGAUGAGUGGCUUUCUUGAACUCAAGUGUGAAAUUAUAAGAAACGGAAUGAAAGAAUAUCUCACUCCGAUGGGACCCACACCACUACAUGUAAACCCAAUAUUUGAGAUAGGGCCCAUGGAGCCAAGAUUCUCAGAGUGGUUGGUGUUUGAGGGCAUCAGUGUAGAUGAAAGUGGACAACAGCACUAUCUUGAUGCCAGUGUUGCAUACAAGCGUGCAGUACUAAAUGCAAUUGAUUACCUCUCAAAAUUUGGCUACACAAAGGAACAGGUUUAUCUUCUACUUUCGUGCUGUCCCUGUGAAGGAAGGAUUUCAGGAAUUGUUGAUGCCCCUAAUGCUGUUGCCACCCUUGCCAUUCCAACUGCUAUUUUUGACCAGCAUCAAAAUCAGCUAUUAUCACAUGACCAGGAUGGAAAUUCCUUGUUAAGUGUCAAUGAAACCACAUCAGGAUAUUCGCCCAAAGGUCAAUAAAGUGCCUAUUGGGCCAAGACUAGUGAGGAAUCCAGUAAUUCCGCAAUGUACUUAUGAUGGAAGCCUGCCAAUCACCAAAAAUCCCUUGCUUGAUCAACAAGGGAGCAGCUGCAACAUGGAUGCUCGUUCUUGAGCAGGGGAUAUGCAUGUACCGGCACAGCUACUGCUGAAAGAUAUGACCAAGUUGAAAGAAGCAAAACUGAGAUGCAUGUAGUCUAACUAGACCUCCUAAGCAUCUAAAGAUGUAAACAUGUUCCGGAAAAUGUAAAUAGCUCAGUAUCACCUGUGAGACCAUAAAUCGUUUUGGAAUCGUAACAUGGAAAACUUCAUACUA